Cladocopium goreaui is the source of this 737-nucleotide messenger RNA. NCBI's taxonomy places the organism in Eukaryota, Dinophyceae, Suessiales, Symbiodiniaceae. The record is from the annotation of a GenBank genome assembly.
CUGUCGAUAUCUCAGUUCUGAUGUCCGCUUCACGGCUCGCUCAGCUCUUGAAACGAUUCAAGUUGCCACCGUCGGCUUCACAGGCAGAGCUACGUCGGGCCUACUACAAGCGUGCGAAGUUGCUCCACCCGGACAUUGCCGGGGAGGCAUCCGAAGCAGACUUCAAGCGUUUGCGGGAGGACUACGAUGAAGCUACUGAGCUGCUCCAACAGGCAGCCUCCGGCAGUCAAAGCUAUGGCGGCUAUGGCUAUGGCCCGUCAAAGGGACCGUGGGAUCAGAGCUACACCACCCCAGGAGGUCAGAAGUGGUCAGGCGAAGCGUUUGGAGGCCAUUUCUAUGGCAACUCUGGGUUUCGAGCGGGCAAGGUUGAUUUCGAUCCUCGCGCAUUCCGGGAGAGGCAGAGAUCCCACAGCCGACCUGAACAAAGUGGCUACAGCUACCAGGCAGCAGGUCGUGCCUCCAAUCACAAGGCUCCUUCAAGAAGUUUCAACCCGGCCCACAUCUUCAAGACCUCCGUCGCCAUGGGUAUGACGCUGUUGGCUGGGCAAGCAUGGAUGGCACGGCUGCAACGCGAUGCCAUGGAGUUUCGGGGUGGGAAGGUGUACAACUGACACCGGAAUUGCCUUCCAUGACUUCAUGCUGAGCUUCUGGGUCCCAUCAACACAUCAGGCGGCCCCUGGCCAAAUCAGUUUUCAGACAGAGGGCCCGUGUGGCCAUGGACCGGCAAAGUCGAAAAC